Messenger RNA from Cucurbitaria berberidis CBS 394.84, 645 nucleotides. RefSeq names its product cytidine deaminase-like protein. The transcript has 3 exons. Gene Ontology annotation, biological process: tRNA wobble adenosine to inosine editing. The record is from RefSeq and is a predicted model, not a curated record. Gene Ontology annotation, molecular function: tRNA-specific adenosine-34 deaminase activity; zinc ion binding. Gene Ontology annotation, cellular component: cytoplasm; nucleus. Bases 1 to 645 code for a protein of 214 amino acids. Lineage: Eukaryota; Fungi; Ascomycota; Dothideomycetes; Pleosporales; Cucurbitariaceae.
AUGGGUUCGGAGGAGAGGGCGUAUCAUGAGCGCUUCAUGCGUGAGGCUAUUGCUAUGGCCGAGCUUGCUCUCAAGAGCGACGAGACGCCUGUCGGCUGUGUCUUUGUCAAAGACGGCGACAUCAUCGGCCGGGGAAUGAACGAGACGAAUCGGACCUUGAACGGCACCCGACACGCCGAGUUCGUCGCUAUUGCUGGCAUCCUGUCGAAGCACCCUCUCACCGUCCUCAAUGAGACGGACCUCUAUGUCACGGUCGAGCCAUGCGUCAUGUGUGCCUCCAUGCUACGUCAGUACGGCAUUAGAGCCGUGUACUUUGGCUGCUGGAAUGAGCGGUUUGGCGGAACGGGGGGCGUAUUGAACAUUCACUCCGACCCCAGCGUCGACAGGCCGUAUCCAGUUACGGGGGGCAUCUUCAGAGAGGAAGCCAUUAUGCUAUUGAGAAAGUUCUAUGUCCAGGAGAACGAGAAGGCACCAGAGCCCAAGCAGAAGAAGACAAGGGAGCUGAAGACAGAGAUUCUUCCCAUGGAUGUCCAUCAGCCGAAGUCGACGCCGCCACCAGCGCUCCUCUCGCCACCCCUUCCUACAUCCGCUGCUUCUACUCCAACCUUGCCCCUCCAGGCCAGUUCUACACCAGCCCUGGUUUGA